UAACAAAGACACAGAAAUUUAGAGAAAACUUUAUCAACAUAAUAUGGGUUUUAAUUUAACCCCUUAGUAUUUCUUCCCUGCAGCUUCAAGGACAUGCAGUUAUGAGAUAUUGAUGAAAAUUUGCAGCUCAUCAAAUUUGCUGCUCAUUAAAACUAUUUUAAAGCUCAGAGAUCAACAAGCGGCCAACAUGUGACUCUUAAGAAACGGCUGAACCAACUAGGAGCUUCAUCACAAACCUCUCAACCAAUGACAACUUCUGCACAGUCCACUGAUCUAAUCACAUCUGGAGAGCACCGCUCUGAGCCAAUCAUUGUCAACAUGUGAUAGAUCACACCUUGAGGUAAUGAGAUCUCUGCUGUUGAGAUGUUUGGAGGUCUGCAAUUGUUUGAAGUUUAAACUGUUUUAAGUGGAAAGGUAUAUUUGGCAUUAGAAAGCAGUACAAGCAUGAAAACAACACAAGUGGACAAAAGAUCAAGUAGAUAAACAAAUGGAGAGCAAGAGAAAGCUGAAGCAAGGACAAAGCAAAUGGUCUGAGAAGACUAAAGGAAGAGUGAAGAGAAGUUGGCUCUGACAAAAAGUGGAGCAUAUAUUGGAAAAGAUAUAAAGACUGAGAUAAAAGGUUCCACCAGAGAAGAUGAAGCUGGGUGAAAGGAACGUGGCUUCACUGAUCCUCACAGAAAACAUUGAGAUGGAGCUGUUUUCUUCAGGGGAGCCCUGCAUGGAGACAUCAACAAAGGAGACUAAGGAAGAACAGAGCUAUGACCAGAAACACCUGGACAAUCCUCUCGUUCCCAAAUGUGGGAAGGAACCAGAGCCGGCGGUCCAGACUGCACCCCCAGGGGACCAGGCAGAGCCCAAAACAGAGCCCUGCUCUCCUUUCGUGGAGGAUAUUCAGAUAGAAAUGGAGGUGCUUUCUCCCCUCCAACACCGUGCUACUGAGCGAAUGGCUAUUAAACCAGGUGAUACUUCCAUCAUGGCCCUGCCAUUUCCAAACAAGGCCAGAUGUCUCAAGUGGAGAAGACUGACUCCAUGGAAGACGGGACUGGUGGUCAAAGAUGUGGUCUGUCUCCCCAGAGGACACUACCUGGCACAGCAGGAGAGACACACUGUUCCUCGGGGCAGGGAAAAAGCAGCUCUAGCCGCCGUGGGAUUGACUGCUCGCAUCUCCAUUGAUUACGAAUGGUCGACCAGUCAGAUGGAGAGUCGGCUGGCAAUGCUCUUCCGAGGGCGUUUUGUAAAACGAGCGGGACAAAGGUUCUCCUUCACAUUUCUACAGUGUGUCGUGGGCUCUGGGCUGCUAUUUGUCCCAGACCCUCCUGCAGAGGGCUGGACUGGUGAGCAGGUACUCAGGAUCUCUGGACAUGGUGCUUUGUACAUCCUCAGCCAACAGGACUACCCGCAGUCCAACUGGGAGGAAGGUGUGCCUGUGAUGAGAAGCUCACAGCAGCCGCCUCUGACCCUGGAGGAGUUCAAACAGCUUUUCAUCGUCUGCUACAGCCGCCCAGACAGCCAGCUGAAGGCAGCUGAAGAGGCAACAGUUGGACACUGGGAAGCGGCCCUUACUUUGGUCAGCGAUGGUAAGGCAAAUUUUUCCUUUGAGGACCUCCUCGCCUUCAUCAGUGGAGCUGAUCAUCUGCCUCCUCUCGGUUUCUCCACAAUGAUCUCCCUACGUUUUUACUCCCAGGAUGCAAGGAUGUCGGGGGCGCGGCUUCCUUACGCCUCCACUUGCGCUCUGGAGCUCUUCCUGCCCAGGUCAGCGGCGGGGCCUGUUGACCUGUUGGCGCUGCUAAGCAGAGCUUUGCAUGAAGCCCUUGGCUCUACACAUUUCCCAACAGAGGGAGAUGGGGAGGGGGGGGGGCGGGGGGAGAGAGGCAGCAUUGGAGUGGUGACGAGUUUAUGA
This is a messenger RNA of Pungitius pungitius (ninespine stickleback), 1900 nucleotides long. RefSeq lists its product as uncharacterized. Gene Ontology annotation, molecular function: ubiquitin-protein transferase activity. Lineage: Eukaryota; Metazoa; Chordata; Actinopteri; Perciformes; Gasterosteidae. Bases 635 to 1900 code for a protein of 421 amino acids. The transcript has 9 exons. The record is from RefSeq and is a predicted model, not a curated record.